Molecule: messenger RNA, 1920 nt
Organism: Aspergillus oryzae RIB40
Lineage: Eukaryota; Fungi; Ascomycota; Eurotiomycetes; Eurotiales; Aspergillaceae
Product: oxidative DNA demethylase
Exons: 2
Coding region: 1-1920 (639 amino acids)
Biological process (GO): peptidyl-proline hydroxylation; regulation of translational termination
Cellular component (GO): cytoplasm
Molecular function (GO): iron ion binding; L-ascorbic acid binding; peptidyl-proline dioxygenase activity
Source: RefSeq, a predicted model, not a curated record
AUGAAGCGCAAGACCGAAGGAAGAGAAUCCUUGGGUGGCAGUGGACAGCCGGAUUCUAAGAGACGGGCAUUGACGAGCGAAGAAGCCGCUGCGCGCUUCCGCGAUGGCCUCUUUGAACCCUCGGAGCAGCAGAAGUAUACCGAUCAAUACGCCGAGUCCGCACCGUACAAGCAUGGAGUCAUCCAUCCCCUAAUCGAGCCUUCCUUGCUACGCGCGGUCCGCAACGAAAUCCAAGAGAACUUGGACUUCACCGAGAAAGAGACGGAUAUUUACAAGAUCUUUCAGUCCGGAGAUCUGGCGAACCUGGACGGGCUGGACGAUGCAUCUCUGUCGCGACUCCCCUCCCUGCUGAAGCUCCGUGAUGCCAUGUACUCCGCCCGCUUUCGUGAGUACCUGUCGUCCGUGACUGGCUCGGGCAAGCUGAGUGGUCGCAAGACCGAUAUGGCUAUCAACAUCUACAACGAGGGAUGCCACCUUCUGUGCCAUGACGAUGUCAUUGGAAGCAGACGUGUCAGCUACAUCUUGUAUCUGACUGAUCCGGACACCCCCUGGCAGGCGGAAUGGGGUGGUGCACUGCGCCUGUACCCCACGACCACGAAGAAGGAUGCACAGGGCGAAGACGUCAAGAUCCCCAGCCCCGACUUCAGUCUCAGCAUCCCGCCCGCCUUCAACCAGCUGAGCUUCUUCACCGUUCAGCCUGGUGAGAGUUUCCAUGACGUCGAGGAGGUUUACCAUUUCAAAGAGGGUGAGGACAGGUCAAAGAAGCGGGUGCGCAUGGCCAUCAGUGGAUGGUUCCAUAUUCCUCAGAAGGGAGAAGACGGCUAUGAGGAGGGCCUAGAGGAGAAGCUUGCCGAGCGGAGCAGUCUCGCUCAGCUUCAGGGACGCGGUGACAUCUACGACCUCCCCCAGCCCAAGCCGGUCGUGUGCGAGAAUGAGUCGCAGGAGGUUGAGGGCAAGGGCAAGGGCAAGGUGGAGGAGCAACCCAACGACACCGAAUUUACUGAGGAUGAUCUCAAUUUCUUGAUCCAGUACAUCGCACCAUCCUAUCUCACCCCAGACAUCGCGGAGGAGAUGUCGGAGACCUUCACCAACGAGUCAUCGCUCAACUUGGAACAGUUCCUGUCAGAGAAAUUCUCUGCCCGCGUGCGGGAAUAUAUCGAGGAGCAGGAGAAGAAGACCCUUCCCCAAUCAUCAGAUGAGAUCCAGGCACAGACGGGAUGGACUGUCGCCCGUCCCCCUCACAAGCAGCGCUACAUGUUCCUGCAGCAUUCGACGGCUGCACAGGACGAGAAGACCCCCUUUCAGGAGUUGCUCAACGACGUCUUUCCCUCCCCCGCAUUCCGCAAAUGGCUCGCCGCCAUUACCGGCGCGGAGCGCCUUACAAGCUACGACUUUAUGGCACGCCGCUUCCGCCGCGGACAGGACUACACUCUAGCCAGCGGCUACGACGGGGAAGAACCUCGAUUGGAGUUUACGCUCUCCUUGACCCCUACGCCAGGAUGGGAGAAGGAGGCUGACGAGGAAGAGGAGGAGGAAGAUGAUGAAGAGGGCGAGAACGGCGAGUCCGAGAAAAAGCCGAAGGCCGAUCCCAAGGAGAAGGAGCCUAUGAGCGACGCUGAGGAACCCGCCGUGGGUGGUUAUGAGAUCUACAUGGCUGGGGACGACGAAGAGGAGGGUGACGCAGCCAUCUACCGCUCUGCCGCCGCGGAUGAAGAUGACGGCAUCCUAUUCAGCACUGCUGCUGGCUGGAACCGACUUAGUAUUGUUCUGCGCGACAGCGGCACCCUCAAGUUUGUCAAGUACGUCAGCGCUGCCGCCAAGGGAGACCGGUGGGAUAUCACCGGCGAGAUGGGUGUGGAGUUUAAUGAUGAUGACGAAGACGAGGAUGAGGACGAUGAGAUGGAAGCUGACGAGGAAUAA